AUGAAGCCUAUUACAUAUUUGUGUUUUACUUUGAUGUCCAUACUCAUUCAGUUUUGUCUAAUGGACUUCAUAAAUGAAAGAAUUCAGACUGGUGAUACAUUUAUUGAUCACAAAAAAACUGUUACUGGAAACCUAAGCUUUGUGUUAAAAAAUAUAAAGGAAAAACCUCAUGCACUCUAUUAUCGAGACGAAUCACAAAGAUUACAUAAGAAUAUUAAUGAAACAGAAAAGAAAAAGUACAGCAAUUCAUCUAUACAAAUUUCCACAUUUACAACAUCGACAGAUUUUACAAGUACAUUUUUUGAUUUGCUUUAUGAUGAGAAUGUAUCAAUGGCUGCUGACACUACUUUGGCUACUGAAACUUAUUUCAAUGAAUCAGAGUAUGACAAUGUGACUGAUAUCACAUUCUUUGAUAUAAAGACAACGCCUAAACCAACUGAAACUCCAAAGAAAAAUGUGAAUGAAAAUAAUUGUGCAUGUAAUUUAUUGUUUAAUAAAUGUGAUAUCAACUGUUGUUGUGAUAGCGAGUGUACCAUCACAGAACUUAAUUUGUUCAAAAAUUGUAAAAGGGAAAAUGAAAACCAGUGUUUUAAUUAUAAUAGAAAGUUGCAAUAUUUUUGCUUCUUUCAAGAUACAUGUAAUAGAGAUACUAGCAAUGUGUUCGAUCACUUCCUUUGUAUUGAUAAAGUAAACUUGCCUUAUAAAAGAAAAACCUACAAUAAGCAUGAAAAUAUAGAUGUCAACAAAUAUCUUAAGUGGCAUACUAGUCCAGAAUAUGUACCAUUAUACAAAUUCACAAAAAACAUAUAUGUGUACAGCCAACCUGUAUGGCUUUUCAAAAAUGAAACUCUCUAUAUAAUAUCACUACCAAUAACAGUGAGUAAUAGUUACUGUAGCGGCAAAAAACCAAUUAAAUUUUUAACAAAUGAGUACAUCAAAUGUUAUGUAAAAAUCAAGGAUCUUCACUUUUUAUAUGCUUUACAACUCUCCACUGAAUCAAAUGUCAUAAGCCCAACAGAAAUGACAACAAACAGCACAGUUUUGAACUGUUCUACAUUCCACUGUAUCAAUUGGACUGUUCUUGUUUGUAACGACAAUGAUUGCAUUACAUAUAAUAAAAGUUUACAUGAACCAUCAUGUUCAGAGAGUCAUUGUGAUAAUAUAGGAGUAAAAGUAGAAUACAUAAUUUAUUGUAAUGAUUCUGUUAUAACAAGAGCAAUACUGAAACUGUAUAUCAAACAAGUUUCUAUGGACAUUGGUUUUAUUUCACAAGAAGUUAAAGUUAAUUUCUACAUGGGAAAUGAUUCUAUUGACGACAUUGUUCCAUACAGUGGAAAUCCAGGCUACUUAAAAAAAUUACCAAUUAUUGUUUCUUAUUGUGGAAGCAAUCAUACAAAACAUUUUUACAAUCGUACACAUGGAAAUAGUUAUAAUCUUUUGCUUCCUUAUAACCAAAAUGGUCAAUGUAUUAUCACGAAUAUAACACAUAAUAUUGUAAAUUUUGGUGUUAACACAAGGCUGAAAUGUCGGAUAAAAUUAACAAAACUUAAUGCAAUAUACAAAACGGAUGGGUGUUUAAAAAUUCAAACGGAAAUUUUGGAUUUGUUACGACUAAAUCGUGAUAUAUUUAUCUCGCCCUAUGGAAAUCCAAAUAACCUCAGUGAUAGUAAAUGGUUACGUCUUGAGAGAUUUAAUAAAAGUAAUAUAUACGGUGAAUACAGUUCAAAGAAAAUCCAGCUGCAAUGCUACAAUUUAAUGACACGAUUUGCUUAUAUCUUCACAUACGCCGACAUAGGAGUCAGCAAAGAAGAAAUUAAAAUUUUGCGUGCAAUAGUUAAAGGCACGACGAAGAAUAUUACGUUUAACGUCAAUGAUUUGUCGACGGUCAUAACAGUGGAUACUAAUUUCUUAGACGCUAAUACGCGUAGUUAUGUUGGAGCAUCUUCCAGUUUUGAUUUUUCUAAGAAUUUAUUUUUUCCAUUUCAUAAUGGCAGUAGUGAUUUUAAACGUCAUACCUUAUUUUUAUAUUUAUGUACA
Vanessa atalanta (red admiral) is the source of this 2037-nucleotide messenger RNA. Its product is annotated as tectonic. Gene Ontology annotation, biological process: cilium assembly. Gene Ontology annotation, cellular component: ciliary transition zone. The transcript has 5 exons. NCBI's taxonomy places the organism in Eukaryota, Metazoa, Arthropoda, Insecta, Lepidoptera, Nymphalidae. The annotation marks the transcript as partial. The record is from RefSeq and is a predicted model, not a curated record.